Molecule: messenger RNA, 873 nt
Organism: Syzygium oleosum
Lineage: Eukaryota; Viridiplantae; Streptophyta; Magnoliopsida; Myrtales; Myrtaceae
Product: zinc finger protein 8-like
Exons: 1
Coding region: 1-873 (290 amino acids)
Biological process (GO): negative regulation of abscisic acid-activated signaling pathway
Source: RefSeq, a predicted model, not a curated record
AUGGCGAUUAUGCCAUGCCCUUCAGAAGGCUCCAGCAUCUCAGCUGCUUCUGGAGAAACCCUAGAUUGUGAUGAUCAUCGUCACAGGGCCAAGAACAGAUUGAACAUGGACAAAAAGAUCACCGAAUCAGAACCCGAACCCGCCGCUUACCGUCAUCUGGCGAAUCAAAAGAUACCCAUCGAGGAUAACGAGAACGGCGGCAUCAGGUCAACCGACCUAGACCUCAAGCUCUUUAACCAAGGCGUGCCAUCCAAUGCCAAGAAGGGCGACGAAUCCUCAUCGGAUGAGAAUCGCAAGGCCCCGAAAGCAAGGGUUUUUGCAUGCAACUUUUGCAAGCGAGAGUUCUCUACCUCGCAGGCUUUGGGUGGGCACCAGAACGCGCACAAGCAAGAGCGGGCCCUCGCCAAACAGCGCAAGGGGAUGGAAGCUGACUUGCUCGGGGUUCAUCCGCACUUAUCAUACUAUUGCUCGGUUGUUCCUCAGAUGCCUCUUUAUGGGAGUACAGGUAGGGCGCUCGAGAUGCGCCACGAGUCGAUGAUUCACAAGCCUUUCUACCCAUCGUCCACGCAUUCAGGGUACCGGUUUGGGGGUCCAAGGCAAGCGUGCGGCAUGAACCCGAAUUCGAGACCGCCUUUCGAUCGUGUGAGGGUCGAGAGUCUUCAAGCAUAUGGGGGUGCCGUUGGGCAUGGUGAGCCUCCCCCUCCUCCUCUUGCUUUUGAUGGAAGCACUAGUUUUCCAGUGCACCAAGCGCAAGUUGAUGUGGGUCAUGAUAAUAACAAGUCAAUGAAAAAAGAAGGUGAUCAUCCAGAACAAGAUGUGCUUAAAAGUGAUGGUUCUGAUCCAUCCGGAAUUGAUUUGACUCUCAAGCUUUGA